Messenger RNA from Coffea eugenioides, 3198 nucleotides. RefSeq names its product receptor-like kinase TMK4. Gene Ontology annotation, biological process: protein phosphorylation. Bases 110 to 2812 code for a protein of 900 amino acids. The transcript has 2 exons. The record is from RefSeq and is a predicted model, not a curated record. Lineage: Eukaryota; Viridiplantae; Streptophyta; Magnoliopsida; Gentianales; Rubiaceae. Gene Ontology annotation, molecular function: protein binding; ATP binding; protein kinase activity.
CCGCCGCCUCACCACCACCGCCACCCCCACCCCCACCAUUUCUCUUUUCCUCCUGCUCCUGUUGCUCCUCCAUCUCUGCCAACCAUCCAAAGCAGAUGAUGCAGCAGUCAUGUCAAAGCUUCUGGCAGCUCUGUCCCCAAACCCAUCAGGCUGGGACUCCACAAAGCCAUUCUGCAGAUGGACAAACGUCAACUGUGACUCCACCAACAAGUUCGUCACCUCCAUCAACUUAGACUCCCAAUCCCUCUCUGGAACUCUUCCUCCAGAGCUUGGUCAACUUUCGUCUCUACAAUCACUUUCUCUCCAGAAAAACUCCCUCUCUGGAGCUCUACCAUCUUUCGCAAACCUGACCAGUUUGGAGUCUGUUUAUCUUGAUUUCAAUUCUUUCAGCUCGGUUCCCUCGGAUUUUCUUCUGGGCUGUUCAAACCUGCAAACUGUUAGUAUCAGUGAGAACUAUAACUUGGCUCCUUGGCAGAUUCCGUUAUACUUGACUGGUAGUAGUAAUCUUCAAACAUUUUACGCGAGUAAUGCGAGUAUUGUUGGUCGGAUUCCUGAUUUCUUUGAUUCCUUCCCCAAUCUGCAAAGCUUGAGAUUGUCUUACAACAACAUUACUGGGGGUUUGCCCAACAGUUUUGGUGGAUCUGAGAUUACCAAUUUGUGGCUGAACAAUCAGGGGUUGUCAGGUGGUAUUGAUGUACUCUCUUCCAUGACACAGAUAUAUCAAGUGUGGCUCCAUGCCAAUGCCUUUACUGGGCCGAUCCCAGACUUGUCAAAAUGUACAAAUCUUUUCGAUUUGCAGCUGAGGGACAACCAGUUAACUGGGGUUGUGCCGCCUUCGCUGAUGAAUUUGCCAAAACUGGCGAAUAUAACUUUGUCUAACAACAAAUUGCAGGGGCCUGUGCCUCAGUUUCGCGAUGGAGUUGACGUGAAACUGGGGAGUACUAAUAGCUUCUGUGGGACGACUCCCGGGCCAUGUGAUCCGCAAGUUACAGCUCUUCUUGCUGUUGCUGGAGGUUUUGGGUAUCCAAUGUUGCUGGCUCAGUCUUGGCAAGGGAAUAAUUCUUGUGAUCAUUGGUCAUUUGUCACUUGUGAUCCACAGGGGAAAAAUGUGACCAUGGUCAGUCUUGGGAAGCAGCAUUUGUCAGGUAUUAUUUCCCCGGCUUUCGCAAAUUUGACUUCUUUGAGGAACUUGUAUUUGAAUGAUAAUAAUCUUAAUGGUACUGUUCCAGAAGUAUUGACUACUUUACCUCAGCUUCAAACUAUUGAUGUUUCCAAUAAUAAUUUAGCUGGUCCUAGACCCGUUUUUCCAUCUACUGUGAAAUUUGUGUAUACCGGUAAUUUGUUAUUGGAGAAAAAUCAAACUGCUGGUGGUAGUGGAAGUGGUGGUGGAACACCAGGGGGUGCACCAAGUUCUGGUGCUUCUGGUGGAAGUCCAUCAGGGAGUGGGAGUUCGAAAGGAUCAUCAGUUUCGGCUGGUAUGAUUGCCGGAGUGGUUGUUGCGGUUAUUGUUUUUGUUGGAGUUCUUUUGUUUGUGUCUUACAAAUGUUAUGCCAAGAAACGUGUUAAGAGUUUUGGGAGAGUUGCAGGCUCUGAGAAAGGGUCGGAAAUGAGUAAGCCAAAUGUAGUUGGUGGUUUGAAUGGGUACGGUGGAGUCCCAAGUGAAAUACAGAGCCAGAGCAGCAGUGAUCACACCGAGAUCCCUAUUUUUGAAGGUGGAAAUGUUUCAAUUCCAAUCCAAGUACUUCGUCAGGUGACGAACAAUUUUAGUGAAGAUAAUGUUUUGGGCAAGGGAGGAUUUGGAGUUGUUUAUAAGGGGGAAUUGCAUGAUGGGACCAAGAUUGCUGUGAAGAGAAUGGAAUCUGGAGCAAUGGGUACAAAAGGAAUGAAUGAGUUCCAAUCAGAAAUCGCUGUACUUACCAAAGUUAGGCACAGGCAUUUGGUUGCUCUUUUAGGUUAUUGUACUAAUGGCAGUGAGAGGCUCUUGGUUUACGAGUAUAUGCCACAGGGAACUUUAGCCCAGCAUUUGUUUGAAUGGCAAGAGCUUGGCUAUCCACCUCUUACUUGGAAGCAGAGGGUGACAAUUGCACUAGAUGUAGGAAGAGGCGUUGAGUAUCUCCACAGCUUGGCACAACAAAGUUUUAUUCAUAGAGAUUUGAAACCUUCUAACAUACUUCUCGGGGAUGACAUGAGAGCCAAAGUUGCAGAUUUUGGUUUAGUCAGAAAUGCACCAACCGGGAAUUACUCUGUUGAGACUAGGUUGGCUGGAACAUUUGGAUACCUAGCUCCUGAGUAUGCUGCUACUGGACGAGUGACAACAAAAGUAGAUGUCUAUGCAUUUGGAGUCGUUCUCAUGGAAAUCAUCACUGGCAGAAAAGCACUAGACGAGACCAUGUCUGAUGAGCGGUCUCAUCUGGUAACAUGGUUCCGCAGGGUCCUAAUCAACAAAGACAACAUCCGGAAGGCUAUAGACUCAACUCUUGGUCCUGAUGAUGAGACUUAUGAAAGCAUUUGCAAAGUGGCCGAGUUGGCUGGACAUUGCACUGCCCGUGAACCACAUCAGAGACCCGACAUGGGACACGCUGUGAAUGUCCUUGGACCUCUUGUUGAACAAUGGAAACCUGCUAAGAACGACGAAGAAGAAAGCUAUGGCAUUGACCUCCAUAUGAGCCUUCCUCAAGCCCUUCAAAGAUGGCAAGCAGAUGAAGGUACUUCAAGAAUGUUUGAUGACGUCUCAUAUAGUCAAUCACAGUCAAGCAUUCCCUCCAAACCUUUAGGAUUUGCAGAUACUUUCAGUUCAACUGAUUGCAGAUAACCCUUAAAGGAAGAUCAGAGCAUUUGAUUAUUAUAAGCAAAGGAGGCCAUGCUUCAUCAUAGGAGGGAGAAAAAGUCAUUGAGGUCCACACGGUUGAGUCUUUUACCAGCCCCCAUUCAAGGUCGCAUUCAUUCCAUUUGUUUAUUUUUUUCCUCUUAGAUUUGUAUCUCUUUAUAGGGAUGUUUUAUGCUAAUGAUCCAAUUGUAAGAAAAAAACUGCUAUAGUUGACGUCGUGGUUCUUUGAUUUCUUGAACUUUAUAAGUAUGAAAUUGUUGAGCUUCUUGUGAGACGGUUUUAUGUAAGAAAGGGAAUAGGAGGGAAGAAAGAGAAAGAGUAGACAAAUUGUAUCAAAUUCUUUUACUUAAAUUCCAAUGUAAAUUUACUAA